AUGACCUCCCAGGCGAAGAGUAUAAGUCCGAGUCAACGCUGGUUGGGGAACGAUGGAAAUUGGUCGACCUUUGCGAUCAAUGUAGGCACGCCGCCGAAGACGCUUUUCGUUCUCCCUUCGACAUCCGGACGCUCGACCUGGGUCGUAUUGCCUCAAGGAUGCGGCGCAGAAGCAGAUCCAAGUACCUGCAAUACAACCCGAGGAGAAGUCUUUGAUCCAAGCCUCUCGUCGACUUUCAAACGGGUUGGCGACCCUAAUAAGUUUUAUCAGCUCAAUUUUGGACCCGAGGAAGACCUUAGUCCGUUACUACCUCCAGCAUUGAAUUACACUGGAGCUUCCUUGCCAGGGACCGACGUUCUAGGCUUUGGCACCGACUCGAACGACGCCCCAACACUGGAUAAUCAACUCAUUGUCGGAUAUGCGACGAAGGUGCCCUACGUUGGCCAGCUGGGCCUAGCAUCGGCCAAUGAGACCGUCGUGAGUCUACAAGAACCAGAGCGCAGCGUGCUAGAAGCGCUGCAAAGCAUCGAUGCCAUAUCAAGCCAAUAUUGGGGCUACACAGCGGGCGCCAUAUAUCGCGACUCGUUUGGUAGCUUAACGCUCGGCGGCUACGAUGCCAACGCAGGGAAUGUCGACAAUGUCUUGACGGUACCGAUGGAUCAAGAUACUAACCGUAGUCUGACCCUCGAGAUCGUGUCGACCAGUCUGAGCGAUGUCCUGCAACCUCUCAGCACGGCAGCAAUUCCCGCGCUAAUCGACAGUGUUGUGCCAGAGAUAUGGCUACCGGAAGCCUUAUGCAGGGAGUUUGAAAAUGAGCUGGGCCUCGUCUGGAAUGAUACCGUGGGGAUGUACCUGGUGGAUGAUGAUUUGCAUAAUCGACUGACCACGCGCAAUGCAUCUGUGAUUUUCUCGUUAGCCGCCAGCGCUGGCGAUACCCGGACUACAGUCAAUAUAACUCUACCUUACGCAGCAUGGGAUCUGAGCGUGGGCUAUCCACUUUUGGGGGCGCUAUAUGGAAAUGAUUCGACAAGAUCAAUGAGAUACUUUCCACUGAAGAGAGGCAACUCCAAUGAUCAGUACUACCUUGGGCGGACCUUUCUACAAGAAGCGUACGUCGCGGCCGAUUAUGACAACCAAGAGUUCCAUGUCUCGCCGGCAACGUUCGGUUCUGGUGCUCAAGAUAUUCGAACAGUGACAUUCCCGCGUAAAAGUGGUCUCUCGGGAGGUGCAAUAGCAGGCAUUGUGAUAGGUGUCGUUGCAGCAUUGGCGAUCGCGGGCGGGUUGCUGUGGUGGUUCUGCUGGCGGAAGCGAAAGGGCAAGAAGAAGGAGCGCAGAAGCACACUCGCAACAUCCAGCAUUGGCGACAACACCACAAUCGCGGAAUGGCAAGACGGAGUGCAGAUGCAGCAAGUCGAGCAAUACAAACCAGCAGAGGUCUCCGGCGAGGAACUCGAUCGCUUCAAGCCAGAAUUGGAUGCCACAGUCACUGCUCGCGGUGCGCCAACGGAGAGGCAUGAGCUGUGGGGCGGUAGCGUCCGAAGAGCAAGUGACCAGUCGAGAGCGAGCAUAUCACCCCUGGAGGAAAGGCAUAGGAUGAGCCGGUACAGUCACAAUCGCACGGUGUCUUCAAACUCGUUUGGCCAGCCGAGCCCGCCGAUGUCAGACCAGCCGAGCCCGCCAAUAGGCCAUCCGAGUCCACCGCUGGUCGAUCAGGAUAGUAGCUGGUUUGGAGCGCCAUUAUAUGAGCUACACGGACGGUCGAGAGACAGCCCUCGUUCACCAACCAGUCCUAUGCAGGCGCCGGAAGAAGUACCGCUUUCGAGUGAACACAUGCUGGGUCCGAGCGAACGUGAAACCAGGAGAUCUGGAUUUGUUGAGGAGUUUGAUAGACCUGCACAGUCGGAUGAUAGGCAAUGA
This is a messenger RNA of Zasmidium cellare ATCC 36951, 1917 nucleotides long. RefSeq lists its product as uncharacterized. Lineage: Eukaryota; Fungi; Ascomycota; Dothideomycetes; Mycosphaerellales; Mycosphaerellaceae. The record is from RefSeq and is a predicted model, not a curated record. The coding region runs from base 1 to 1917 and encodes 638 amino acids. The transcript is spliced from 3 exons.